Messenger RNA from Carassius carassius (crucian carp), 4594 nucleotides. Its product is annotated as cAMP and cAMP-inhibited cGMP 3',5'-cyclic phosphodiesterase 10A-like. The transcript has 22 exons. Lineage: Eukaryota; Metazoa; Chordata; Actinopteri; Cypriniformes; Cyprinidae. Gene Ontology annotation, molecular function: 3',5'-cGMP-stimulated cyclic-nucleotide phosphodiesterase activity; protein binding. Gene Ontology annotation, biological process: signal transduction; negative regulation of receptor guanylyl cyclase signaling pathway. The record is from RefSeq and is a predicted model, not a curated record. Bases 94 to 2481 code for a protein of 795 amino acids.
UCAGGGUCGGAUCGUUUCAUUUAUAACAGCCGGUCGACAAUAAACUAGACGCAUAUCAUAUCAAGAGUAAUUAUUACUCGCUUGCGGUCAGACAUGGAAGAUGAUCCGCCUUCCACAAGCUGUUUCCGAAGGUUUACGGAUUGUUUCCUUGGCUCAAGUCUGACAGAUGAGAAAGUGAAGGCUUAUCUCUCCCUUCACCCGCAGAUGCUGGAUGAGUUUGUACUGGAGAGCGUGAGUGUGGAGACCGUAGACAGAUGGCUGAAACGGAAAAACAGCAGCCAGCCUGCAGAUGAAUCUUCAGCUGAAGAUAUCAGCAGGUAUCAGGACACAAAUAUGCAGAGUGUCGUAUAUGAGCUCAACAGCUACAUGGAGCAGCGGCUGGACACUGGGGGUGACAACAAACUAUUGCUCUAUGAGCUGUGCAACAUCAUCAAAACAGCCACAAAAGCUGAUGGAUUUGCACUUUACUUCCUUGGAGAAUGCAACAAUAGUUUAUGUUUGUUCACUCCGACGGGGGCAAAAGACGGGCUUCCUGGGCUCAUUCCCUCUGGUCCCAUCACAUUUGGGACCACCAUUGCCGCUCACGUUGCAAAGACACACAAAACACUGCUUGCAGAGGACAUCAUGGGGGACGAGAGGUUCCCUCAUGGCACAGGGCAGAACUCAGGGAUACGUAUACAUUCUGUUUUGUGUCUACCCAUCCUCACUGCCAUCGGAGACCUCAUCGCUAUCCUGGAGCUGCACCGGCACUUGGGCAGAGAGCCCUUCAACCUCAGCCACCAGGAGGUUGCAACAUCAAAUCUGGCCUGGGCAUCUGUAGCCAUACACCAAGUCCAGGUCUGCAGAGGUCUUGCCAAACAGACUGAACUAAAUGACUUUCUCCUAGAUGUGUCAAAAACAUACUUUGACAACAUAGUGGCAAUAGAUUCUCUACUUGAACAUAUCAUGAUAUAUGCAAAAAACCUGGUUAAUGCAGACAGAUGUGCGCUCUUCCAGGUAGAUCACAAUAAUAAAGAGCUGUACUCUGACCUGUUUGACAUCGGGGAGGAGAAUGAAGGGAAACCCGUUUUUAGGAAAACCAAAGAAAUUAGGUUUUCUAUAGAAAAAGGAAUAGCAGGUCAGGUGGCAAGAACAGGAGAAGUUUUGAAUAUUCCGGAUGCCUAUGCAGACCCCUGUUUCAACAGAGAAGUAGAUCUCUACACUGGCUACACGACGCGGAAUAUCCUGUGCAUGCCAAUAGUCAGCCGCGGGAGUGUGAUUGGUGUUGUACAAAUGGUGAACAAGCUGGGAGGAAGUGCCUUCACUAAAACUGAUGAGAACAACUUUAAGAUGUUUGCCGUCUUCUGUGCUUUGGCCUUACACUGUGCAAAUAUGUAUCACCGGAUAAGACAUUCAGAGUGCAUUUACCGGGUGACGAUGGAGAAGCUUUCGUACCACAGCAUCUGCACGUCAGAGGAGUGGAAGACCCUUACACAACUCUCCCUCCCUUUAGCCAUAUAUAAAGAGAUCGAACUGUUUCACUUUGACUUUGCUCCUUUUGAGGAACUUUGGCCUGCAAUAUUUGUAUACAUGGUUCACAAUUCAUGUGGAAAAACCAGCUUUGAACAGGAGAAACUGUGUCGCUUCACGAUGUCAGUGCGGAAAAAUUACAGACGAGUUCCAUACCACAACUGGAAACAUGCUGUGACGGUGGCACACUGCAUGUACGCCAUCCUGCAGAAAACAACUGGGAUCUUCACUGAGCUUGAGAGGAAAGGUUUGCUUAUUGCCUGCUUAUGUCAUGACCUGGACCACCGUGGCUACAGUAACAGUUAUCUGCAGAAGUUUGACCAUCCGCUGGCUGCUCUGUAUUCCACAUCCACCAUGGAACAGCAUCACUUUUCACAGACGGUGUCCAUCUUGCAGCUGGAAGGGCACAAUAUUUUCUCCAACCUGACUUCCAGUGAGUAUGAGCAGGUGCUGGAGAUCAUCAGGAAGGCCAUCAUCGCUACAGACCUUGCUUUGUACUUUGGCAACCGCAAGCAGCUGGCUGAACUGAUGGCCACAGGGGCGCUGGACCUGAACAACCGUGCUCACAGGGACUGUGUGAUCGGUCUAAUGAUGACGGCCUGUGAUCUCUGCUCUGUGACCAAACUGUGGUCCGUCACACGACUCACAGCCAAUGACAUCUAUGCUGAGUUCUGGGCUGAGGGGGAUGAAAUGAAGAAGAUUGGAAUGCAGCCCAUCCCUAUGAUGGACAGGGAUAAAAAGGAUGAGGUUCCCCAGGGACAGGUGGGGUUUUACAAUGCUGUGGCUAUUCCCUGUUACACAACCAUGUUAGAGCUGUUUCCUCCCUCCAGUCCUCUGCUUACAGCCUGCAGGGAAAACCUGGCCCAAUGGGAACAAAUCGUGCAAGGAGAGGACACGUCUGCAUGGGCUUCCACUGAUGAGGCUGAACUGAGCGAAACAUCAGACAGUGGACCAGUAAAAGUGGACAAUUAAAUCCGUGGGACCUGUCCCACAGUGCAUCCUACAGUACACCCUGCCAGACACACUGGACAUCCUAUGGACAGUCCCACAUCCUGUAGAGACAGAAGGAAGCGCAGAGGGCAAGCAGGGAAGGAUACAUUCAGAAAAAAGAAACAAAAUAUAAUGUUACCUCAGUGGGUGAAGGAGGCGUACACUCUAAUGACAUCAGGGCUCCCCUGUUGAUGUUUGGGACUCAAGUCCACUCUGUGUGGGAUCACUUCAGCAGAAUGGCAGUACUUUUCCUUAGGAGGUUGCUUCUGCAUAUUUUUAUUUAGAUAAUUAUUUUUAUUUAUCUCAGUUUCUUUCCUGGUCUUACAUUUGAAGAGGCCUUAAAUACGAACCUGAGUUACGAUCUGGUUGGGUGACUUGUAACUAGAAGAUGGUUUGUGUAGUUUAAAAUGGUACUUUUUUAUCCUGCUGUGGUCACAAAUGUUGUACGCAAAGCUACUUGAAUGGAUAAAUUUUUAAGACAGACAGAAAGAAUGUUAAGCCACGGUUAAGGUGCAUGAGGCAUGAUAAACCCAUCGCUCUGGUGGUCUGAUGGAUGUUUUAUAUAAUAUUUUGAGCAAAAAUGUUUUGCAGUACUUGAAUGAAGAAAUACAGCCUAUUCUGAGUGGAGCUGAAAACAAAAAUCCCCUAAAGCGCGUCCUUCCAAAUCAAAGAGCUUUUGUGAUGGCAUAAGUUUCACUCUGAACCUUACUGGAGUCACACACAAGUCACGGUGUUCCUCACAGAGAUCUUCAGCAUCUUAGAACCUGAUAUGAAGUUUAACCCGUUGAAGCUCAUAGUGUUAUUGACAUUUAAAAGGGGUCAAAUAAGGAAUAAAAUGUUUCUCUUUCCAUUGUACCAUGAAAACUUACUCACAAAACUAUGUAGCUUUAUACAGUGCCUAACAAAUUAAUUAAACAAAAAAAUGAUUGUCAUUUAUUAGGCAAAUAAUAAUCUGUAACAAAUAAAUAUUCUUUAUUCACUUGCUUAUAUAGCCUAUUUUAUUUUUAUUUUGAAUGGCCUUCUUUGGCCUUGAUAACAGCUUGCAUUUUUUGCUGGCAUUGUUUUUAUGCAUUUUUCCACAAUCUCUGUUGUUAUUGACUUCCACAUAGUUUCUAGUUGUUCCCAAAGACUUACUUUUGAUUAACCUUUUGUGCAGUCUAUCUUUGUAUCCCAUAAAAUCCAAUAAUUAACAAUAAAACAAAUAAAUAAAACAAUUAAACAAUACAUAUAUUUUUGCAUUAGAAAUGCGACUGUGACUAUACUAGUGGAUUAACCAUUACAGAAACAUACAAAAAAUGAUUUUGGUAAUCACCAAUACUGUUAGUUUAGUGCAGCUGUGGCACAAACCUUACAUUGGAUGGUGGUCUAAUCAAUUUGUUAAGCACCGUAUAUGUUGAGCUGAAGACAACAAUGACUCUAAAAAGUCUACACACAUUCUUUGUUGGCCAUAGAAGUCUGAAGUGAUUAACAGAUUGGAUUAUUAUCAUUACUUGAGCUAAUGGGAUCUAGUUGUCUUUGCCAAGGGACACCGAAGAGUCUUAAUCUGCCACUGCUCAUUCAGUGCAAGUUUUUGACAUCAACUGCAGGACACCAGUUGGAUGUUCAAAAACAGUAAAAAUGAAUAGGGUGAAAAGAGUGGUUGUGAAAUUCUAAAUUAUGAUUUUACCAACAUAAUAAUUCAACCUCAAGAGGGAAAAAUUAUACCACCUCUUUACAUCUUCACUAUAAGAACUUGUGUGUGUACAAAGAAAUUAUGACUUAACAGACAGCAGAUAUGUUGAAAUAAUUGUUUGCAUGAGUGAGUAAGGUUACCCAAAAUCUGUUCAAAAAAGAAAAUGUACACAACCAAAUUGAUUGCUUGAUUAUGCAAACAUUUAUUAUGGAACUAUUUCUGAUUAUUUUCUGAUAUUUUUUUAUUAUUACUAUUAUUAUUAUUAUUAUUAUUAUUAUUAUUAUUAUUAUUAUAAAUUAUUAUUUAAGGUACUACAUCUCCACCAAAUCUGUAAAUGAAUUUAUACAAAAUAAAUAAAUUAAUAAAUAAAAGAUAAAUGACUGAACCUGUAGGGAAAUAAAAAUACAAAUACUAAUACAUUCA